Molecule: messenger RNA, 2189 nt
Organism: Coregonus clupeaformis (lake whitefish)
Lineage: Eukaryota; Metazoa; Chordata; Actinopteri; Salmoniformes; Salmonidae
Product: interleukin-2 receptor subunit beta
Exons: 12
Coding region: 297-2189 (630 amino acids)
Biological process (GO): cytokine-mediated signaling pathway; immunoglobulin mediated immune response
Cellular component (GO): external side of plasma membrane; membrane
Molecular function (GO): cytokine receptor activity; protein binding
Source: RefSeq, a predicted model, not a curated record
UCCCCUUUCAGUCAGCAAUUCUCCUUUUCUGUUCACUCAUUUACUUUUCAGAGAAAGCAGGCAGAUGUUUUUCUAGUCAAUAACGGGAUGAGAGUGUGACAGUCUUGUAUGCCUGACUGGUUUGAAUCAUCCUGUGGUGACCAAUUAAGAAACGGAUUCAUCAUCAAGCACUUGUCUUGUCCUUCAGUUCAGACUGAAAAGUAACUCAACUGUAGAGCAUUGAGAAGCCUGCGUUUCUGAGACUACAAGAAGGUCCACUAUACAAGAAUGAGAAAAAGGACAAGGAGGAAGUCAUAAUGGAGGUUCUAUGGUGUCUCCGCCUCCCUCUGCUCUCACUGUAUGUCAUCCAGCUCCUCCCCCUACUAACCUGCUCCAGCCAACCACAGCCCUGUCUGCAGUGUGUCAAUGACUUCGUCAGUAACAUCACUUGUGUGUUGAACAUCACAUGCGUGCCCCCAGACAUGCCAUGCAUUCUGCAUGGUAAACACCCCGGGUUUGAAAGUGAAUGUGAGAUGAAGUCCUUGGGCGGUUCCAACACAGCUUUGAGAGGCGGCAGUCUGGUCUUCGAGGGCAAUCCAUACUUUUGGGACGUUGAUAAAAUACCCAUUGGUGUACGGUGUGGACAACCAGAAGAUUAUGUGAUUCAGAUUAAGUACACGUAUCAACCAUUUAACCACAUUAAGAUGCACCCCCCUGGCAAGCCAAACAUCACUAAUUCCUCAAUCGCAUGGACACCAGGAGCUCCCAUUUCAAAAAUGAUCUUCAACUAUAACUUCCAGCUACAGUGGAAACAGGAACUACAUCACUGGGAGGAUGCUGUGGAGGUGAACAGAGUAAACAAACAGACGUAUUUUGACCUGGACCCUGAGAUGCUGGAGAGAGGAAGGAGGUACCAAGUCAGAGUCAGGGUCCGAGCCGACCCAGACAAGUACCCUAACUCUCAGUGGAGCAACUGGAGCCCCAGUGCAUCAUGGGUCUCCGCUAUGGGCCAGACAAAGCCACAGCCAACAGGUCAUCCUGAUGUUCUAGACCAGGACUUUGUGGUGGUAACUGUGGUGGGAGCUGUUGUUGUACUGGUCCUGCUGGUCUCCAUGUUCCUCUGCAACGGAAAAUUGGUCAAGGAGAUUCUGAAUCCUCCUAUACCAGAUCCCUCCAGGUACUUUGACGGCCUCAACCUCGAUCACGAUGGAAACUUCAAGGCUUGGCUGGGUCCUUUGUUCGCCUUUGAAUCCGUUGACUCUGCCUUGCACCAUGAAGACAUCUCCCAGGUAGAGAUUACCAACAGCAUGGACACCAUCGCCCCUCUGAUGAGGGAGACCGGCACUCCGCUACUACUGGAGAAGAGAUGGGACAGCAGUGGCCACUUCUCCAGCUCCAGCUUCACCAACUGCAGCAACUUUUUAUCUCAAUGCUCCCGGCCUGGAUCCUCCUCCACCAAGCUGGAACCCUGCUCUGUACACUCCCCUUACGGACCAGUAGGUGGCACUACUAAAGAGAUAGAAGAGAGGAAGGAGGAGAACAGUGGAGAAGGGAUGGAUAGUGGUGUAGGGAAGAAGGAUGGAGAGAUGGGGGAUAUCAUCCAGGUUUCUUCUUACGAGCGUGUUGAGAAUCUCCAGGCCCAGCGUCAGGCCCUCAUAAGCCCAGAUUCAGGCAUCGGCAGUGGGGGAGAGGAUCAGGAAAGUCAGGAGAGUGUGGAGGAGGCGGACGGGCCUACGCUACCAUUCACCCUCCCUAGGUUGGAUAGUGUAGGGGGAAAGGGUACAGAUAUGGGGGUUGGAGGAGGUUCUCUCACAAUGUCUUCCUCCUAUGAACGUGUGGAUAAGCUCCAGCUCCAGGCCCAACUCCUGGCCCUCCAGAGUCCAGAUUCAGGCAUCAGGAGUGGGGGAGAGGAUCAGGAAAGUCAAGAAAGCGUGGAGGAUGCGGUCGGGCCUACUGCGACUGCCUUCAACCAUAUCCCUCUUAUUACCACUAACAAUAUAUUUUCAUUCUGUUCCACCCCCUUACCAUUCCCGCUGGAAGGUUUACCCCAAUUACCCUUCACCUUCUCUGGGUUGGAGUUGGUUCCAUCCCUGGGACCCAGUACUAGUACCAGUCAUCCAGGCAAGCUGUUGGAGGAGAUGUCUCUCCUGUCUUCUUCAAUGGCAAUAGAGCCCUCUGGCUACAUGCCAGUGAAAGAAGCUCAGAACUGA